ACUGUCAGCCAACACACACCACAGAAAGAAAAAUUAAACAAGAAACCACUCAGCGCUCUUUACCGGUAUCGGCGGCUGCUCAUCUCUGAUAACUGAAAUUGGAUAAUUAUAAUUUAUUGUCUUAAGAUGAGUUCGGACAUUAAAAAGGGAUAUCCACAGGGUGUUGAUCUUGAUGCUAUCGACGCUGCUCCUACGUAUCCGACCAAAGGUAGUGAAAAAUAUUAUGCAUCAGGGGGUAGCUCUUCCACAUGUGACGAUUGUGAAUGUUUGACGGCGAAAAGAAUCGUUGUGGUGAUUGCUAUUAUUCUUGUGAUUGUUUUUGCUAUUGGUCUCGGAGUUGGUCUCGGGAAAAAAGACUCCGGCUAUACUGGUGCUUUUGCAAAAACUUAUGGCGAUUCUUGCUCAUUCAGGUGCCAACCGACAGGCUAUACACGAAAACCUCUACUUGUGAUAGCCUUGGACGGAUUACGCUAUGACUAUGUGAACAGAACAAAUCAUGCCCCAAAUAUCAAACGUCUUGCUCAGUGCGGAGUGCAAGCUAAGUUAAGACCUUCAUUCCCAGCACUUACGUAUCCUAACUUAUAUUCGAUCAUCACGGGAUUGUAUCCAGAUUAUCAUGGUAUUGUGUCGGACUAUAUCUAUGACGAGGAAGAAAGAAAUGAGUUUGAGCCUGUGACGUCACCAGAAGAUAUAGAACUUAGCAAAGGUUAUUGGUACAAGGGAAAAGCGCUAUGGGAAUCUGCGACAGAGCUUGGCUACAUCACAGCUAGUCACUCCUGGCUUGGAAGUAAUGUUGAAGAUAAUAUGUAUGAAGACGGAAUCCAGAGGGUGCGUCACCCAACCUAUUAUGCUGAAUAUGAAGAUAUCGAUUACAGUAAAAGAAUGAACACAGUGAGAGCUUGGAUAAAGGCACCGUCUGACAAAAGACCACGAUUAAUAACAAUGUUUAUGGAAGACCCAGGUAAAACAGCCAAAAAGUAUGGUAUCUACUCAAAACAAUUUAAUGAGAGUCUACGCGAAACCGACGAAGCAAUUGGUAUAUUAAUGGAGGAUCUGAUGGAAGAACAAAUGUUGGACUGUAUUGACGUCAUGGUUGUUGGGACCAGUGGCAUGAUCGAUGUAACCUGCAAUGAUGUAUUUUAUCUUGAUGACUUCGUUGAUGAUGUACGAGAUUAUGACGUGUCUCCGGAUUACAUCGGAUCUUUCGCAGAGCUAAUGCCAAACGAUCGUGCUAAGUACAAUACUACAGAGAAUUUGGCCGAACGCUUGCAAUGUCAGGAGGAUUUUGCAUCGUUCUAUAUGACAAACUUAACUAUUCCUGUGCGUUAUCACUACGGCAGCAACGAGAGGUCUGCGCCCCUUGUCGUAGUCAUGGAAAACGGAACUGUGUUUGCAGGCGGUCAGAAAACUAGAUACAAUCGAGACAACUGUAAAGGAGCAAAUGAUGGGUUUGAUCCGUACAACAUGUCGAUGCACGGCCUGUUUGUGGGAUUCGGACCAAGCUUCAGAAACGGUUUGAUUAUGAGAGAACCUGUUGCCAAUGUAGAACUCUAUAAUCUCAUGGCUGAACUGAUUGGUGUAACACCCGAACCUAACAAUGGGACCUAUGGUAGAAUGAGGACAGUGAUGGAGGUGCCCGGCUCAUACGAUCCACCAACGUACAGAAGCAACGUACAAAAUACAACAUCUGUAAUGUUUCCAACUACUGACAAUGAGGGGUUGAGACGCUACAACGCAUAUGAAUCCGGGUGCUCGUGUCCCCCGACUGCUUUGCAGAGAUAUACACAGACAAAUUUAGAUGGCAAAGAUUACGACAACAAUCUGAAUUUAAAUCAAGGAGCCAUGUCUUCGAGUAGACAGGUCAAUGCUCCAUACGGUUUACCGGUGCUAGUCAACGAUACGAAUCCAUUCGGCGAGGACUUCGGCUACCUCUACCAAAAUAAGUUUAUAAGCGCAUAUGACAAUUAUAUUCAUAUCCAACGAAUGGCCACAUUUAAUAUACAAAAAAAUUUAGCAUUCAUUACACCAAUAGAGGAUUGUACGACUGAUGACGUUCGUAUUCAGACAGAGAACAGUGUAAAAUGUAGUGCGUACCUCGGCCAACAAUACGAAGAUGGCCUCACCAAACGUUUUCUAUUCAGUUGUAGUAAAUUCACUGGCGGUUCCACGACGGUUCCCGAUUUUGCACCUCAAAUUAAUUGUCUUAUUUCUUCAAACAUUGUUCCGAUGUACUCUCGCUUCUAUACCGGUUUUUGGAGUAAACUUGUUACCGAAACAAUGCAGUGGGCAAAUGUAUUCAAUGGUAUUAAUGUUGUAGUUGGGCCAAUUUUUGAUACCAAUCAUGAUUCCAGACGUGACACGUAUUUUGAACUCGCUGGCGGUACAAAUUGGAUUGGUGACACCCCCGUACCCACCCACUACUACUACAUAGCGACGAGAUGUCGAGGUAACCGCCAGCCCACAUCUUGUGCAAGAAAUCUUGAGGAUAUGGACAUUUUGUCACUCGUACUACCACAUUCCAAUGAAUAUGUUCCUAACUGCAAGGAUUUCGAAGAAAAUUUAGCCAAUAAUCGAGCAACAAUUAGUGAUAUUGAACAACUAACAGGAAUAGUAUUCUUCCCGGAUCUGACUAACGAUGCUUCCACCGCCGAGGACAUGAUGCUGAGGAAACUCCUUUUCCCUUCUAUGUGGUCCACAAGGAAUUAGGCGGCGUGACUAUUGCGCUGUAACUUAAUGCAGGUAUUGUCGGGUUUCCAUAAAGUCGCUACACACUAUAGCCAAUAGCUUUCGGCGGCGCUGGACUUCGGGGACAGGUUACCCAGUUCAGUGAACACGCUGUAUCAUUUUUAUGAAAAGCCGUCUAGUUGACCUGUGGAUCGGAGGAAAUAUUAAUUUGUAUUUUACCAAAAAAAGAUAUGAUGAUACAGUAAUUUUAAUUAGUAGGAUCUGAUCAAGAUGAAAAUAUAGCGUUUUUAUAUGCUGCGAGUUAUGACGACUCAUGGGACUAUAAUACCUUUCACAAAUUGAAUUUAUAUUGUGGACGUAAAUAUUCAUAAUAAUUACACAAAGUAAUCACGUUGAAAGACGGAGAUAUCGCCGAGUGAGAUGCACCUUGAUUUUACUAAUUAAAUUAUAUCACAAAAAAUGUAAAUAUUGUGAAAUAUGCUUUUUAAAACGAGCGAGUUGUGGUGAUAGUUAAUGAAUGAUCAUUCCAAAUCGUAAUUAAUUUUUAAAAGACCAUAGAAUCAUUGGGACUAGGAUUUAUAGGCUAUAAUAGUCCUGAAUUAUCUAUAUUUUGGCUGCUAAGCUAUUUUGUACGAGUAGGUCUAUAGUUAAGGCUAUGAUGAUGAUGAUCACAGUACUGGGCAAUUGUAAGGAAAACACAAUUCCGUAUUUAUUCGAAUAAAAGCCAUCCUCGAAAAGGCGCGCCGAAAAUUUAUUUUUUCUUUGAAUAAGCGCCCUCUACAUGUCUUUAAACAAAGUAAUUGAAGCAAGAUCGUUUUCAACACAUUCUGCUAUUGUUGUACUCCAAUAGAAUUACAUUUUUUUAAGCUGAUUUGGAUCAAUACGUCUUUAUGAUCACGCAGUAACACAGUUUGAUGGUCAUUUUUUUUAUGUUCCACAUCAUUUGCAGUGAAACUAAGCGAUUAUUUGAGUAUAACGAAUUUACACUAAAAAAUAAUACUAAUAAACACCUCCGUCGAAUAAACGCCUCCCUCGCCUAAACGCCCCCACCCCCCAAAAAAACCCUUCGUUUAUAAAAAGAAAUACGGUAUUCAAUUGAUAUAUUUUUGGAUUUUAAAAGUCAUUACUUUUUACUAUUUUGUAUAGUAUAAAAAUGAAAUAGUAGUAGUAGGCCUACAAAAAAUUUACAAAUCAAGGACAUUAAUUAUAAAGAAAUCAUAAGGUAAUACUUUUUCUGUAUUCUGAGAAAUGACAAAGCCUAGGCCUAUGUUUAAAAUGACUGAAUUAAAUAAAAAUUUAAUUAUAGGAAAUGUUAUCAAGUUAUCCGUUUUCCUUACCAGUUAGAAUAAGUGCAACCACAGAGAAAAUAUAUUUCAUAUAUUUUCUCUUUGGUACAAGAAACAGGCUUAAAUAUGUUUUCUGGGUUUUGGGGAUACAUUUAUAAACUGUUUUUACAUUCAUAAACAUUAUACAGAUUUAUGCCUAUAUAUUUUACAUUUAGAUUGCAAUUUUACUAUAAAAUUUAACCAGUAAAUAGUUAUUUUUCGAAAAGCUAAUCUUUCAAAUGUUAAAAUUGUUUAUGUAAUAUUUCAAUAAGUACUACAGUAGUUAAUUAAACAUGCAUAUUAAUCGUUACUGAAUAAUUGGUUUUAAUGCUGAUCUGCAUAAUUACGAAUACUGUUUCAAUUGUUUCUGUAUCUUGAAUAAAUUGCAGUUAAUAGUUUUCUAAAAA
Molecule: messenger RNA, 4417 nt
Organism: Anneissia japonica
Lineage: Eukaryota; Metazoa; Echinodermata; Crinoidea; Comatulida; Comatulidae
Product: venom phosphodiesterase 2-like
Exons: 25
Coding region: 127-2706 (859 amino acids)
Molecular function (GO): metal ion binding; nucleic acid binding; hydrolase activity
Source: RefSeq, a predicted model, not a curated record